UUGAGGUACAUUCUUAGACUAUAACUUUGAACUUCUAAGAAACAUUGCUUUUAGCCCUUCGAGUGCCAUUGCGAGACCCUGCCGCACCCGCAGGGUGCACCCUCACCCCCGCCGCCUCCUCGGGAGAGAGGAAGAGGAAAAACCCACUCACCCACGCAGGCGGCAGCACGGCGGGGCCGCGGGAGCGGGGACCCCCGGCGGCGGGCGGGACAGCGCGGGGAGCGGAGCGGGGCCGGCGCGGCGGGGGCGGGGCCAGCGGCGCCGGGCCGAGGGAUCCCAUAUGCCGGAGCCGGCGGGGCCAGCCCGGCCCGCUUCCCCGGGGAAGGAGGCGGAGGAGAAGGCAGGAAGCGGAGGAGAAGGCAGCCGCUGCCCCGUCCCCCCGGUGAGGUAUUCGUCUUCAUGAAGGAAAGAAACAUCUGAGAAGAUCCGAGUUAGAACUGUAGCCUUCGCUUCAAGAUGCCCCAAAGGGAAAAUACUCAUCUGCAAGUCUCAUCUUUCAAAACCGUCUGCAUUCUUUCAAUCAAAGAAAAACGUUUUUUGAGAAAGAUGACUUGUGAAAUCUGUGAACAAAGCUGAAUGAAAGGAUACUGAAUGAAAGGCGGCAUGCUGUACAAUGGACACUCAUCUUGAAGGGGUGACACUGCUCUUAAACUAAAACGGGCACUGUAAAAACACUGAUCCUGAACAAGAAUAAGGAUUAUAGAAACUGCAUCAGAAUGUUUGUUAGUCCCAGAAGAGUCAGAAAAUGCCAUUUUUUGCAGAUAUUUGCCACUUGCUUUAUACUGUAUCUUAUGAUUUUUUGGGAACCAUUUGAUAAUCACAUUGUGAGCCAUAUGAAGUCCUAUUCAUACAGAUACCUCGUAAAUAGCUACCAUUUUGUGAAUGACAGCCUGUCUAUCAACAGGGAUAACCUGGACAGAGUAGCAAGCUACCAGUACUUGAUCAACCACAGAGAGAAAUGUCAGCAGCAGGAUGUCCUCCUCCUGUUGUUCGUGAAGACUUCUCCUGAAAACCGUCAUCGGAGGGAUGCAAUUAGACAAACUUGGGGUAAUGAGAACUAUGUUCGUUCUCAACUUAAUGCCAACAUUAAAACUCUUUUUGCUUUAGGACGACCAACAGAUCAUCUGCAGCACACACGGCUGCAAAGAGAACUUCAGCUGGAAGACCGUAAAUACAAUGAUUUGAUUCAGCAAGACUUCUUGGAUACUUUCCACAAUCUUACUCUUAAAUUGCUUUUGCAGUUUAGCUGGAUGAACGCCUACUGUCCCCAUGCCAGGUUCCUUAUGUCUGCAGAUGAUGAUAUAUUUAUCCAUAUGCCAAAUCUUGUUGCUUAUCUCCAAAGUCUAGCACAAAUGGGUGUUCAAGAUCUCUGGAUUGGUCGUGUCCAUCGUGGAUCCCCUCCCAUAAGAGACAAGAGUAGCAAAUACUAUGUUCCAUAUGAAAUGUAUCAGUGGCCAUCUUAUCCUGACUACACAGCAGGAGCUGCGUAUGUAAUAUCAAAUGAUGUAGCAGCUAAAGUAUAUGAGGCUUCAUUGACUCUCAAUACAAGUCUUUAUAUAGAUGAUGUUUUCAUGGGUCUCUGUGCCAAUAAAAUGGGAAUUGUACCACAAUAUCAUGUAUUUUUUUCUGGGGAAGGAAAGGCUCCGUAUCAUCCCUGCAUUUACAACAAAAUGAUGACAUCUCAUGGACACGUAGAUGAUCUUCACCAGCUCUGGAAGCAGGCUACAGAUCCCAAAGUCAAAAAGUUUUCUUCGGGGAUUUGGGGUAGAAUAUACUGCAGACUAGUCAAUAUUGUGCUUCUCUGUAAACUAUACUACGAGGACACAUACCCUUGUUCAGCUGCAUUUUCCUAAUACUUGAAUAUCUGCAUUGAAGAUCCACUGAGCCAAAACAGAGCAACAACUUUUUAGCUGUUUAUUCAAAAUAUAUGUAAACAUGGAAAGAGGUAAAACUUAAACGUGAAUAGUUGGGGGGGAGGGUGGGAAAGAUGGUCCCAAAUUCUGUUCAGAAACUCUUACUGGAAUAGGUCUCCUAUUGUACUGCAACUUUUUACAUUGUAGCCUGGUUGGUGGUUUUUUUGUUUUGUUGUUUUUUUUUGUUUUGUUUUUUUUUUUUUUUACACUCUUCAAGGGAUGCAAGUCUGGAUUAAAUGAACUAUAAUGGACUUGACUUCUAGACUUUGAAAUGCUUGGUGAAUAUGUGUGUUACUUUGAACUUGUCAGUAAGUCUUAAUUUUUUUUUUGUUUAAAAAAAACUAUGUGAACUAAGGCACGUGAUGAUAAGAAAAUAAUCUGCUAUAUCAAAAUGGAGUAGACCUUUCAAAACACAAGGAGAACAGAACUUCUGACUUCAUGAAUGAGACUAUUGCAGUAGUUUAAGGCAAAGUAAAUUGGUUGCAAUAUUCACCAUUUCUCAGUGCUUCACAGAAAGUAAGUCUGGACCUGCACAACUGACGAACAGUGAGUGCUAGAAGUGAAGACCUGCUACAAUCUUUUUCUCAAAGCUCCCUAAAUCUUUGAAAUAGGGAAACAGUGUUUGAGUGCCCUCCGACUUGGUUGUUCUAAGUAACAAAGGAGCUCACGUUAGAUCAGGACUGAACAUGAAAGGAUAAAAAUCAAAUAUUACUCAUGUAACUGGUUUUGCUAACCUUUCUCUGCCUUCUGAAAACUGAAGCAGUAUAUCUAAAACAGUCCAGUCUUUAAUAAGCAAAUAAGCUAAAUGAGUUUUCUUUUUAGCAAUGUUUCUGCUUUCCAGUACUCAUGGUUCUAAAGGUGAAAAGCAAGGAAACGCCCCUGAGAAUGUCACUUAUAGCUAAUUUGAAGCUGUUGAAGACUUUAAAAAGCAAAAUGUCAUGCUUGCUCUAACAAAGAGAGAGGGCAUUUUCUGCACAACGUUUGACUUCACAGUGAAGGGAUAGGGAGAUGUUGGUCCACAGAAACUCAGUACACAAAUCAAAAUCACUAAAAUAUUUCUCCUGAAGUCUUUAGCACAAGAUUAUCUUGAAAAUAUCAGGGUAGUCUGUAUCCACAGAGCCCUGUAUCUUGAAUCUAUUUCAAUGUUAGUAUCACCUGCAGGAGGAACUAAACACCCAGCGCGUUGUAAAUCAGAAUAGAACUAAGUGAUGCUCAAACUCCAGCCGUUACGAGUUGUACUGUGGUGCCGUAAAAGUAUCGUAGAGAACCAGAGUUCUAGGAUGUCUGCAGUCUUUUCUUGUAUAGCUCACUAAUGGUGUUUUCACAGACUCUCAGGACAGAUAUUUUAGUUGCUAAUUGCCAAACUUGUGGUAGCUCUUCCUGGAGUGGGGACACAGUCCACAGAAGGUACGGUCAGAUGUUGCUUGUGAACUGAUUUGUCGCUGGAACAAGUUCUAGUGUGGAUAGUGUCAGAAAACUACUUCUGAAAGCUUGGAUGAGUUAAGUUUAUCAGUAGAGCGAUAACAAUGCAAAAGCUCACAAAUUAUCAAGCAUCUGUUGGAAAUGUGCUAAUUACAGGAGCAAUAGUACUUGCUUUCUGUCUAAGCCUAGCCCUUUCCUUCUGCCUGCAGUUUCUCGCUGUGUGGAGCAGCGAGGUACUUCAUCUGUUUGGGCUGACUUUGCUGUAGAAGAGCUAUACAGGACUUGGCAGUUUUUAACUACAAGUAGUAAACUCUUGUUUGAAUAAUUGCUACUGCUUGGAGCUGUGCUGCAGGUUUUAAUUGUUUGAAUGGCUAAUGGUAUAUGUUAGCAGAGGCAGAAUCCCGGAGUGAGCUUGCAGCCUGUUCUCUAAACUGCCACUUCAGACGGAUGGUAGGUAGCUACUGGCAUUAAGUGAAAGAUGUAACUCUCUCUAAUUGGUUUUCCUGAAGGAAAAGAAUAAGAAUCCUAACCGGACCCAAAUAUUGGGUAUAUAAAGAGCCCACAAAUAAAUCAUUUAUCGGUGUCAGAAUGAUUGAAGAAUAUAACAGCUAUGCUUUAGAAAGAAUAAAUCCAGUUCCUGUUUUUGCCUAAACAGAUUGAUUACAGUACUGAGGAUGUGUGUUUUUAAAAGAAAACACCAAAACACAAGACAAGCCUAGAUCUGUAUAUAACCUGUUGGCUUACAGAGAACGAAACGCGCACAUAGAGGAAGUAGUAUUCUGUGGGAAGGAAAGCUGCUUCAUCAGAUCUCUGCCCUGUUGUGAGCCAUUUAAAUCAACAAGCUGCACUACCCGAGCAAGCCACCCUGUUCACUGGAGGGAAAGAGGGGCUUCGUAUGCAGUAUGCAACUGAAGUAGAUUACUAAGACUACAAUCUUUCCAGCAUAACUGGGCUGGGAUUUGUUGUUUUCACUCAUACAAGCAAAGGUAAAAUAAGUUUUAAGUAGCUUAUACUUCUAUAGGGUAAUGACCUAGCUAACAUCUAAAACACUGCUUAAAUGUAGUUUGCCGUUAUCUUUUGACCAUUGAAAUACUUUGUUUUACAGCUGGUUUGAGUUUUGUUUGGAUUGUUUCUUAAAAGGGCCUUAAUGUUUGUAGUAUGCGUUUUCUUUUGCUGCAGUGAAAAGAAGUUGCUUGUUGAAUAAAAAGGAAAACAUGAAGGCGCUCCUUUCAAAAAGUGGAGAAGCUAGAAAACUUCUUAUUUUGUGGUUCUAAACACAGACUUAAGAUUUGUACACCUUUAUCUGGAACCUUUUUUAAUAAUAGUCUCGGUGCUCCAAUGCAGGGCUGUCAGCUUUUUCUACAGAUAAAACUGUCUCAGCCUGAAUGGUCACUCCUCGUUAAGAGUUUGACAUUGUUGCACAGCAUAUUUAAUGCUAAAAUUGUUUUUACCUUUUUGUUCAGUUUGCAUCCGUUUCCCUUUGAUAUUACUAAUUUUUAUACAAAGUACUCAAUAUUUAUUCUUAAACUUUGCUCUGUACCACAAAAUGACAAUGGUUUUGUAAAAUUUGUUUUGAAUAAACAGACUUAUUUCUUUUAAAAAAACCCACAAAACAACACAACAAAGGUGGUAAAUAUCUCUUGUUGCUUUCUCUGUAACUGACAGGCUCAGCUCUGAUGCUUUUAAACGCUGUUCUGAGUCCCCUCUCGGGACUGUUCUACCUUCAACCAAACCUCUUGUGGAACAAAAGGCAAAAUUGGUGUUCCCAAGAAAGGGGACAGUUCAGAAAAUUGUUUACCAAGCUUUUAGGUCUGAAGUUGUGUCAAAUCGCCAAAUAUUAGAAGCUUAACCCGUUGCUAAUAUUAACUUCCAAAUGCGUAUGUUCUCUUUAGGCAGUCCUUCCCAGGAGAUGCGUAUCUAUCUAAAUACGUUCUAUUUCAGAUGGCGCUUUGCACCUUUUGAAAACUAGCUGACAGUUUGGAGACCAGUGAUAAUAGUUUCAUAGGGUAUAAUUAAAAUCAGAUAGUAGUAAGUCGCAUUUUCCUAUGUGUCUCCAAUUUGUCUAGCAUAACGUAUCAAGCUCGUGUUUUCAGAAAUACACUCUUUAGCAUCAAGUAACUUCAGUGCAUACCUGUGUGACAGGCAUAACGUAAGUAUAAAUUCUCUAAAUCAUACUGAAGAAGAGAACAAAGGAAAUGAAGUCAGUGAUGAUUGUGAGGUUUGGUUUGUGGGCUUAUUGCAGGGUGGUGUGGUUUUUUGUAGUCUUUUUUUUUUCCAUUGCUCCCUUUGGCCUAGAAACAGAGCAGUUCAACUAAAUUAAACUGGGUUUGCUUGUUACUUUCUGUUAAACUUAAAUGACUUAAGUAUUUGGUGGUUUAGCAUAUGUCAUUAAUAAUCUCUUUCUCAGACUUUGCAGAAAGGGAGAAAAGAUUAUUGCUUGCAUUUGAAAAACCAGAAGCUUCUUGGAGGCAUAUAGUCAAAUAUUAAUUUCCUGAACACGGUGAGAUGAUCUUUAAUACUGCUUUUUCAUAAAUACAUGCGAGACUUUCUCACGUCAGUAACUAAUGCUUCUAAGAAAAAAAAUAAAUUGCAAAAGAACCCGAACCAAAAGCUAAACCUUGCUUGCUUUUCCAGCUGACAGACCGCGUGUAAACACGUGGCUAUAAGCAUUUCAGUGACUUAACUGUAUCUAAUUUAUUAAUCUUAACGAACUUCAAAGAAGUUGUAGAUAAUGUACUAUAAAUGCAG
This is a messenger RNA of Chroicocephalus ridibundus (black-headed gull), 6083 nucleotides long. It is a transcript of the gene B3GNT5, whose product is annotated as UDP-GlcNAc:betaGal beta-1,3-N-acetylglucosaminyltransferase 5. The record is from RefSeq and is a predicted model, not a curated record. The transcript has 2 exons. Gene Ontology annotation, cellular component: Golgi membrane. Bases 717 to 1853 code for a protein of 378 amino acids. NCBI's taxonomy places the organism in Eukaryota, Metazoa, Chordata, Aves, Charadriiformes, Laridae.